AUGGAUCCAUCGGACAGCCACUGUAUAAUGUGCAACAGACCGAACAACGCCAAUAAUCUGGUCCAGUGUGACCGCUGUGACGGGUACGUACAUUAUUCGUGCGCGGACGUGGGAGACUCGAUUGCCGAUCCCGAUCGGAGUUUCACCUGCAAGAGGUGCGUCGAGAGCGAUGAAGUCGUCACUGUUUCAUCCCACCGCACGAGCCGCAGCUCCCGGCGAACGUCACAUAGUAGUAGCAGCUCAGCACGGGUGGCUCUGCGGCUGCAACAGCUUGAGAAGGAGAAACAAAACCGUCUCAGGGAACUCGAAGACGCCGAGAAGUUUCAGCGACUGCGGCGUCAGGUCGAGGAGGAUUUCGAGAAGCAACAGUUUGCCAUACUAGACGCACAACUGCAGGAUGAGGAUGAACUUCGCAGCGUCAAGAGCAGGGUGAGUUCCAGGCAAAUCCGCGAUAGUACCAGGAAGUGGGUCGGUGCAUCGAGUCAGACAGAUGGAGUGAACAGUCAAGUAGCUACCACGUCGGCUCAAAUCGUAUCCACAAGGCCAGAUGGAACCCUGCGUAGUCCAGCAGAUGAAGCCGAAGACCAAAACGCAUCAACAGUUGUCCCCGAAGAAGUGCUGCAAUACGCAUCGGCCGAAGGCGGCCAAGAAAUUGAAUCGAACAUGACGACGAGCGUCAGCAACGUUCUUGCAGAGCAGCGGUUUCGUUCUACGGAAUUCACAGUAGCAGCCCAAGAACCUAUGUCCCACCAUGGCACGGAGGUGGACACGUCCGCCGGGGCUAUUCCGUCAUCCCGCAAGCAUACUGGAGUGUUUGUUACUGGUGAACUGGAGUCCGAAGAACGGGUACCGCAGAAGGCAAGAGCAGCCCAUACGAGGACCAACGCAGGUAUGACGUCACGCGCUGGUGGUGUACGAGGUGCGUCACCUACCGGUUCAGCCGCGAUGCAACCGUUUCCCGGUCAGAAUCAGUUGAGUGUUCCGAAAUCGUCCGUCGGUGUGCCCGGUCACAGUAGUGAAGUGAAUCGUUUGUUUGUGCCUCCGGUGGGACAACAACAGUACAGUGUGCCCGAUCGUCAAGAAGUACAACCACCGUCCGGUCGUGAACAGUGUACAGUGACAAGUGCUAGAGACCACUCUGUGAUUCAGCCUCCCCCCGGAUACGAGAACUUUGCGAGGAAACCAACUGCAGCAACAUGGAAUCCAGCGUGGCCAUCGGUUCCGCAUCUUGGAGCAAUCGGAUAUCAGCCACCGAUCCAAUACCAAUCAACGCGAGGGGCUCUCCCGAACUCGUCUAGAUUGGAAACCCUUCCGGUACAUCAGACAUACCCGGAACCAACGACACAACCAAACCCUCAGCACGGGAUGGAUCAGCGUGGGCAAUGGCAGAAUUCGAGCCAAUCGCAACCUCGUCGAGUACCGAGACUUACAGCAGAGCAACUGGCCGCUCGCCAAGUUAUUCCGAAAGAGUUGCCCGUGUUUGCUGGAGAUCCACAGGACUGGCCGCUAUUCCUGAGUUCCUUCAACAACUCGACAGAGGCUUGCGGCUAUAACGACGCUGAGAACCUGGCGAGACUCCAACGAUGUUUACGUGGACAUGCGUUGGAAAGCGUGAGAAGUCGAUUGCUGAUUCCGGAGUCAGUUCCAUACGUGCUGGCAACCCUGGAGCGAUUGUAUGGCAGACCGGAAGUGAUUAUCCAUUCCCUUCUGAAGCGGAUGCGCGAAAUACCCUCACCCAGGGGUGAUGACCUGAAAACCCUGAUCAAGUUCGGAAUGGGCGUGGGGAACAUGGUGGAACACAUGAUACUAGCCCAACAACAUCAGCAUAUUAGCAACCCAAUGUUGCUGCAAGAGCUGGUAGACAGACUUCCGCCGACUCUGAAACUACAGUGGGCUUCCUUUAAGCGUAACUACCACACAGUGAAUUUGGCGACCUUCAACGACUUCAUGAAGGACCUUGUUACGAUGGCCAGCGACGUGACUCUCCUGACUGGUAUAGGACAACAGCCGGUGGAGAAGCAGGAGAAGCCGAAACGAGAAAGAGCGGCGAAGGAGAAGCUGUUCGUACAUCAAUCUUCAUCAAAUACAUCGGGGUCGUCUGGGACUGAAUCAAGUAACCCCACCGUCAAGCCCUGCGUGCACUGCUCCAAGACAGACCAUCGUGUUGCUGAGUGUCCAGACUUCAAGCGACUGAGUGUAGACGAAAGAUGGAAGGUUUUGCGACAAAAAGGGCUGUGUAGAAUAUGCUUGAUCCCUCAUCGUUCAUGGCCUUGUCGUUCAAAACAAGAAUGUGGAGUUGGAGACUGCCGCAUGCGUCACCACGCUUUACUACACCUGGCCAAGGUGCAGACUGGAACAGUUCCAACAUCAACGCCGACGGAAAGAAACAUCGUUCAUCAAAACCACCAUUCCGUUACCUCUUGUGCUUUGAUGCGUUACCUUCCCGUGACGCUGCACUACAACGGAAACAGCGUAGAGGUCUUCGCGUUCUUGGAUGAUGGAUCUUCAUCGACGAUGAUGGAAGCAGAGGUAGCCAAACAACUGGGUGCAGUGGGACCGGCUGAGCCGUUGUGUCUGGGCUGGACUGGAGAUAUUACGAGGAUCGAGAAAGAUUCCCAGCACGUCAAUGUCGCUAUUUCCGGGCACAACAUAGCAAACAUGUUCCCACUGAAGGCAAGGACGGUUGGCCAACUAAAACUGCCAAGCCAAACGGUGGAUUACGAGGAACUUUGUCUGGGUCAUCCGUACCUCAGAAAGCUUCCUUUGUCAAGUUACACCAGUGCUGUUCCUCGUCUCAUCAUCGGUGUAGAUAACGCUAAGCUGAUCAGUACACUGAAAAGUCGAGAGAGUAGAAACGGAGAGCUGGUCGCGGUCAAAACGCGGCUCGGAUGGAGCCUCUUCGGAAAACAUACCGUCGGUAGUAGUCCAGUAGAGUACGUGCACACGCACCAAGAGUUACACGGCGCAGACACGGAUUUACACAAUCUGUUCAGGCAGUUUAUGGCGGUCGAUGAAGCGAGCGUCAACCAGAGCCCACUAUCGGAACAAGACAAGACAGCGUUGGAGAUAUUACAGAAAACUACCCGAAGGAUCGACGGUAGGCUGGAAACUGGCCUGUUGUGGCGAAACGAUGAACCUUCCCUUCCGAAUAGCUACAGUAUGGCAGUCCGUAGAGCGGAAGCUCUGGAGCGUAAGCUGGCGAAAGAUGAGCAGCUACGAGAGAAAGUCAAGCAACUGAUUCAGGAGUAUGUGGCCAAAGGAUACGCUCAUCGAAUUACCGCUGCCGAGUUGGAAUCGUCAGAACCGGGUCGGGUAUGGUACUUGCCACUGGGGGUGGUGAGAAAUCCACGCAAACCGGAAAAAGUCCGUCUUAUUUGGGACGCUGCAGCCCGAUCAGAAGGUGUUUCGUUCAACGACCUGAUGCUGAAAGGGCCGGAUCUGUUAACAGCGCUACCAUCUGUUCUGCUGCGUUUUCGCCAAAAAAGCGUAGCCUUUAGCGGAGACAUAAAAGAAAUGUUUCACCAAUUCCGGAUUCGGCAAGAGGACAGACAGGCACAACGAUUUCUCUUCCGGGAGCACCCUGAAGAACCUCCACAGAUCUUCGUGAUGGAUGUCGCCACGUUUGGCGCUGCGUGCUCACCUUGCAUCGCUCAGUACCUGAAAAAUAGGAACGCAGAGGACUACAAACAGCAAUAUCCUGAGGCAGCCCAUGCCAUCGUCGAAAACCACUACGUGGAUGAUUUUUUGGAUAGUGUUGAUACGGUCGAAGAAGCAGUGGAGCUUAUCGAAGAUGUGAAACACGUUCACGCCAUGGCUGGAAUGGAGAUCCGGAAUUUCGCAUCAAAUUCACCUGCAGUUCUCGAGCGCAUCGGGGAAGUCAGCGAAGCUGAACAAAAGCUAAUCAAAUUGGAGUCGAUCGUCGAAAGAGUUUUGGGAAUGGUGUGGAAACCGGAGGAGGAUAUCUUCACGUUCGAGUUGGACCUGAAAGAAGAAGUACGGAACAUUGUGCUGAACAACACGACGCCUACGAAGCGCCAAGUCUUACGGACCAUAAUGUCUCUUUUUGAUCCGUUGGGUUUGGUAGCGCAUUUCAUAGUGCACGGCAAGUUAAUCAUGCAGCGCAUCUGGAGAGAAGGCUUAGACUGGGACGAAGCGAUUAGUGGCGAAAUACUAGAAGACUGGCGUAGAUGGAGCGGACUGCUGCUGAAGAUCAACGAAGUUGGCGUGCCAAGGUGUUUCUUCUCCGGUAAUAGAUCAGUAUGCAAUGGCGCCGAGAUCCAUAUGUUUGUGGAUGCCAGCGAAAAUGCAUACGCUUGCGUUGCGUACCUGCGAAGUUCCGAUAACGGGAUCCCACGAUGUACGCUGAUAGCGGCGAAGACGAAAGUAGCGCCGCUGAAACCGUUAUCCAUUCCACGGUUGGAAUUGCAAGCGGCUCUUAUCGGGAGCCGUUUACUGGACACCAUAUGCAAGGCUCUAACAAUCCCUAUCUCGGCACGAUAUCUCUGGACAGACUCUACAACGGUCUUGGCGUGGCUGAGGUCUGAAACACGGCGUUACCAUCAGUUCGUCGGAUUUCGAGUUGGAGAGAUUUUAACUACGACCACCAUCGGCGAGUGGAGGAAGGUUCAGUCAAAACUGAAUGUUGCUGAUCAGGCAACGAAGUGGAAGGACGGACCAAGUUUCAACCCAGAAGAUUGGUGGUACUCCGGCCCAAGUUUUCUAUCCGACACGACGGAAAAAUGGACUGAACAUACAUCGGAGGAUUUCGUAACAACGGAAGACAUGCGAUCAGCGUUCUUGCACCAUCGAAAGCUGCAUCCACCGUUCAUCGUAGCUGUCGAGAGGUUUUCCAAAUGGACAAGAUUAGUACGAGCUACAGCCUACGUUAUCAGAGCGGUCAAACGGUUCCUUGGCCUAAAGGUGAACGGACCGUUGGUGCAGGAAGAACUGCAGAGUGCGGAAACACUGCUGUGGAGGCAAGUGCAAAGGGAAGCAUACUCGGAGGAAUACUCUACGCUUCUGUACAACAAAGAACACCCUCGUGAAGAACCUCGGAAGUUGGAGAGAUCGUGCGCCCUGUUCAACAUGUCACCGAUGCUGGACAGCAAUGGAGUGCUGCGGAUGAACAGUCGCAUAACUGCAGCCCCUGUUGUAUCCACGGACCUGAAAUACCCUAUCUUUCUCCCGAAGGAACAUCGGGUAACGGAACUGCUUGUGGAAAGCUACCACAUUCGUUUCCUACACGGAAACAAGGAGACGGUAUUUAAUGAAUUGCGGCAACGUUUCCAGAUACCAAAACUCCGUUCGGUUGUAUCGAAGGUAGCCAAACAAUGUGAGUAUUGCCGUGUGCGGAAGGCGACUCCCCAAGAGCCAAUGAUGGCACCAUUACCCGAAAUUCGGCUAACAUCGUUCAUCCGACCGUUCACUCAUACCGGAGUGGACUAUUUUGGGCCUGUUUUCGUGAAGCAAGGACGUAGCACGGUUAAACGAUGGAUCGCUCUUUUCACGUGCCUGUCCAUCAGGGCCGUGCACCUCGAGGUGGUCCACAGCUUAUCGACGCAGUCGUGUGUCAUGGCCAUCCGUCGAUUCGUUGCGCGCAGAGGGUCUCCCGCAACUUUCUGUUCCGACAACGGAACCAAUUUUGUGGGCGCGAAAAACUUGCUUCGGAAACAACUUCGUGCGAUCGGAGAGUGCUGUGCAACAACCUUUACGAACUCUGACACACGAUGGCUUUUCAACCCCCCACUCGCCCCCCACAUGGGAGGAUCAUGGGAGCGUUUGGUGAGGUCAGUGAAGGCGGCAAUGUCGGCAAUUGCAGAUCAUCCUCGCCACCCCAGUGACGAAGUCCUGGAGACAAUAGCUCUGGAGGCAGAGUCCAUCGUGAAUUCCAGACCACUGACCUACGUCCCGCUGGAUCAUGUGAACCAGGAAGCACUGUCGUCCAAUCAUUUCCUGCUAUACGGAACGCAAGGCAUCAAUCAACCAAGUCGGGAUAUUGAGAAGGAGCAGGCACCACUAAGAGACAGCUGGAAGUUGUCGAAGUAUCUCGUCGAUACUUUCUGGACUCGCUGGGUCCGCGAAUAUCUUCCCACGUUGACACGACGUACCAAGUGGUUCCAGCCAGUGAGGCCACUGAAACCAGGGGAUCUGGUUAUUGUGGUAGAAGAAGGAAAGCGGAACGGAUGGGUUCGUGGAAGAGUGGUAGAAGUUCUAUCAGGGAAGGAUGGCCAGGUGCGCAGAGCAGUUGUGCAAACAGCACGAGGACUGGUCAACCGGCCAGCAACGAAGUUGGCGUUACUGGAGGUAAAAGGGGUGCCGAAAGACGAGCCAGAAGUACCGGAGUCUGGCGUACCGGAACUACACGGGCGGGGGGAUGUUGGCGAACCACUGUGCAGUUUUUCGAACUCGAAGGAGUGA
Aedes albopictus (Asian tiger mosquito) is the source of this 6417-nucleotide messenger RNA. RefSeq lists its product as uncharacterized. Lineage: Eukaryota; Metazoa; Arthropoda; Insecta; Diptera; Culicidae. The record is from RefSeq and is a predicted model, not a curated record. The transcript is spliced from 3 exons. Gene Ontology annotation, molecular function: nucleic acid binding. Gene Ontology annotation, biological process: DNA integration. The coding region runs from base 1 to 6417 and encodes 2138 amino acids.